This is a messenger RNA of Peromyscus leucopus (white-footed mouse), 2777 nucleotides long. It is a transcript of the gene Znf397, whose product is annotated as zinc finger protein 397. The record is from RefSeq and is a predicted model, not a curated record. Gene Ontology annotation, molecular function: RNA polymerase II cis-regulatory region sequence-specific DNA binding; DNA-binding transcription factor activity, RNA polymerase II-specific. Gene Ontology annotation, biological process: regulation of transcription by RNA polymerase II. The transcript has 4 exons. Bases 278 to 1861 code for a protein of 527 amino acids. Lineage: Eukaryota; Metazoa; Chordata; Mammalia; Rodentia; Cricetidae.
GUCUUUGUGGCUGGUGCAUGUAUGUGUGUGUGUGCGUGUGUGUGUGUGCACAGCCCGGCGGCUCCUGGGCCGGCGCUCGGUCGGAGGGGAGCGGGUGGCACGUCCCGGCGAGUUCCCCAACCCCCCGGCUUCCCGCUGGACGGCCCGGUGGUGCCCUUCGAGGCACGCGCCGACGCCGUGCUUUCACCCGGAAGCUAAAGCGGGUGCGUGCCGCGGGGCUGCCGAGGAAGACAGGAUCCUCCCCAAGCACAAAACCCAGUUGUACUAAGGUUUUUGGAUGGCUAUGGAAUCCAGAGCAAUUUCAACGUUAAAACCUCAGGAUCAAGAAGAAGAAUUAAUACUAGUAAAAAUAGAAGAUAGUUUUUCUUGGAGUGAGAAAUGUAAACAGAAUGGGAGUACCCAGUCUUGCCAAGAAUUGUUUCGCCAGCAGUUCAGGAAGUUUUGCUACCAUGAAACACCUGGGCCCCGAGAGGCUCUGGGUCGACUCCAGGAACUCUGCUAUCAGUGGCUAAUGCCAGAGUUGCACACAAAGGAGCAGAUUCUAGAACUGCUGGUUCUGGAGCAGUUCCUGAGCAUCUUACCCGAGGAGCUGAGGACAUGGGUUCAACAACAUGGCCCAAGAAGUGGUGAGGAAGCUGUGAAUCUGCUGGAGGAUUUGGAGAAAGAGUUUGAUGAUCCAGCGCAGCAGGUCCCAGAUAGUCCACAAGGACCAUCAGUGUCAUGGAAAGAUUUAACGUAUCUCAAAGCAUCCCAAGACUCAACAAGCAUCCAAGUCCGGCCUUUGAAGACACAGCUGAAAUCCUGGAAACCUUGCUUUUCCUCUAAAAGUGAUUCAAAGAAUAAUGAAACAACAGCAAAUGAGGACAUUUCAGAAGAAAAGUCUCCAGGACUGUCUUGGGAUCCUUCACUUAGAGGUGUUAGUGAGCACAAGAGCAAUUUAGAGUGGCAGCAAAGAAGUCCCCCUCCUCUCCACAGGGGUACUUUUAGUCACGUGAUCUUCACACACAAAUCCUUAGCAAAAAGAGACCAUCGCGAUGAAUCUCAAAGAUGCUUAAUCCUAAGUACAAACUCUGUCACAUGUCAGAAAGUUUCUCCAGAAGAUAGACCUUACAGAUGUGAUGUAUGUGGGCAUAGCUUUAAACAGCAUUUCUCUCUCACACAACAUCAGAGAAUCCAUACUGGAGAAAAGCCCUAUAAAUGUAAUCAGUGUGGGAAGGCCUUUAGCUUGAGGUCAUAUCUCAUUAUUCAUCAGAAAAUCCAUAGUGGUGAAAAAGCAUAUGAAUGUAAUGAGUGUGGAAAAGCCUUCAACCAGAGCUCAGCCCUCACUAGACAUCGGAAAAUUCAUACAGGUGAGAAAGCUUGCAAAUGUAAUGAGUGUGGCAAAGCAUUCAGUCAGAGUUCUUAUCUAAUUAUACAUCAGAGAAUUCACACUGGGGAGAAGCCCUAUGAGUGCAAUGAAUGUGGGAAAACCUUUAGCCAGAGCUCCAAGCUUAUUAGACAUCAGCGAAUCCAUACAGGAGAGAGGCCCUAUGAAUGCAAUGAAUGUGGGAAAGCCUUCAAGCAGAGCUCAGAGCUGAUUACCCAUCAGAGGAUACACAGUGGAGAGAAACCCUAUGAAUGUAGUGAGUGUGGGAAAGCCUUCAGUCUGAAUUCGAACCUCAUAAGACAUCAGAGAAUUCACAGUGGAGAGGAACCAUAUCAAUGUAAUGACUGUGGCAAAACCUUCAAAAGGAGCUCAGCCCUUGUUCAGCACCAGAGAAUCCAUUCUGGGGAUGAAGCUUAUAUAUGUAAUGAAUGUGGGAAGGCUUUUAGGCACAGAUCAGUGUUGAUGCGCCAUCAGAGAGUCCAUGCUGUUAAGUAACUUAAUACAAUGACUGGUAAAUAGUAUAUUUUCCUCUGUAUUAGCCAGAAGGUUGACUUUGGAGCAAGAUUCCAUAAAGGUAGUUUUAAAAACAAAUGGUCUUUAGUCAAUCUAACUUGCUUUGUGUAGCACUUCCCAAUGCAGUGCAAAUUUUCUUUGAAACUUGCUGUGAUUUACCACAAGAUAUAAGGCCAUUACUUUGAGCUAUGCUCUUAACAUUAGGAAUACUCAGGAAAAAAAAAAAAAAGUAAUGUAAUAGUGAGAUCUUAUUUUCUAUGAGAAUGUCAUGGAAAAGGCUUCAUUCUGUCUGUCACUACAUCUGAUUGUUUGUACCAGGUUUGUGAGAUAAUAUGGAUGGCAUGAGAAACUGCUUUAAGAAACUAAAGUUUUUACUCAGUGGUAGCUAGUCAACAAGUAAAAUGAGGAAACAGUUUCAUCAGUGAUUUGAUCCCAAGAUAGGCCCAAAAUGAAGUGAGCUUGAGAAGAAAAAGAUACAAAUUAGUUUAUACAAGCUGGGGGCCCUGUCCGUUCCCCACUUCUGUGCUGGGUAUUGAACUUAGGGUGGCACAAGCUAGGAAAGUGCUCAGUCCUGUUUUUUUUAAUACCUGCCUUGUACCAGGGACUAGAAAUGUAAUGACAAAAGAUCAUUUCUACGGUAUUCUAACAGCAAUUACCAGUCAGGUAAUGACACUUUAGUAUGGUCAGUCUAUUACAACCUUUGGGAGUGGUUUGGGUUUGAGACAGGGUUUCUCUGUAUAGCCUUGGCUGUCCUGGUACUCAUUCUGGCCUUGAACUCACAGAAAUGUGCCUGCCUCUGCAUCCCAAGUGCUCGGAUUAAAGGCGUGCGCCACCACUGCCUGGAACUUUCCCCAUUUCCCUCUUGUCCAAGAACUUUGGAUAAAGGAAACUAAAAUGA